Molecule: messenger RNA, 3789 nt
Organism: Struthio camelus australis
Lineage: Eukaryota; Metazoa; Chordata; Aves; Struthioniformes; Struthionidae
Source: RefSeq, a predicted model, not a curated record
AUGGAGCCAACGCCGAGAGAUGACUUAUGGCCCCUCCAGCAGAAAGGUCCGGAGUGGUGCUUGGGUCGGUGCAGGAGCCCCACUGGGCAUGAAGAGGAUGAAGAUGGGAGGAACUUAGGGGUCUGGUUUGGUCUGGGAAUCGGCCAGGGCUUGCUGGUUCAGACCAGCUACUUUUCAAAUGAAUGGAGAAAUAAGAUGUAUUUCAAGAAAUUCAGGAUGUUUUUUUGCCUCGUAGGGCUCAGCUGUGCCAGCUUAUGGCUUUUGUACAUCAGUUUGACUGAAUUCUGUGUGUUCUGUGAAAAGAGCGAAAAUUACAUCUUCCCCCCACAGACUUUUAGGAGAAGCAAUGAAAACUUCUUGCUGCUCCCAGAUACAGACUGCCAUAAGGAUCCCCCUUUCCUCGUCCUGCUUGUGACAUCCUCGGGCCACCACGUCGACGCCAGGAUGGCCAUCCGGCAAACCUGGGGCAAGGAGAGAACAGUCACCGGCAAACGCAUUGUAACGUAUUUCCUCCUGGGAACCACUGUGAAUCACAGCCAGCAGGCUGAUAUUAUUGCUGAAAGCCAAAAAUACAAAGAUGUUAUUCAAAAGAAUUUUACGGAUACGUAUUACAAUUUGACUUUGAAGACUAUGAUGGGAAUGGAAUGGAUUCACAAAUUUUGUUAUCAGUCCAGCUUCGUGAUGAAAACUGACACAGAUGUGUUUGUCAACGUCUUUUACCUCACUGAGCUUCUUUUAAGAAAAAACAGGAGCACUAGGUUCUUCACAGGCUUUUUAAAACAGCACGAGUACCCUAUACGGAAAACAAAGAGUAAGUGGUAUGUGAGUAAGAAAGAAUAUCCAGGAGGCACCUACCCGCCGUUUUGUUCAGGAACUGGCUAUGUUUUAUCCACUGACGUUGCUAGUGAGAUCUAUGAUGUUUCAGAGAGUGUCCCGUUCAUUAAACUGGAGGAUGUAUUCAUAGGAUUGUGCCUUGCCAAAUUAAAAAUUCAGCUGGAGGAGCUUCAUUCAGAGCAGACAUUUUUUCCAGAACGGAUUCAGUUCUCUGUUUCUCGCUUUAAGAAAAUCGUGAUGUGCCAUGAAGUAAAGCCACCUGAGCAGCUGAGCUACUGGAAUGGCUUAGUGACAUAAAAAAGCCAUAGAGCGGUCUAGCACCUUACUUGCUUGAAUUUACAAAUUGAAACGCUCAGAAUUAACAGGGUUGCUCUUUACUUCAGCAAAACUCUCAACUCUAGACCCGUUAUGUUAAAUACUUUUUAAUGAUUAUUUUAAUCUCCACUUCUGCCUAAGAACAUGCAAACAUCUUUCUCACCCAUUCACUCCUGCUUCCUUGCCUCCCUUUUCUACGUAACUUACAAAUUUAUUUUUUCUGAAAAAUGCAGGCCCACAGAACAGCCCUCAACAUGGACCAACUCUCCAAAUCUUGCCACUCCAGGACUGAGACUAUUUCUGCAGGGCCAAACUAAAAGUCAAGGUACUUUCAUUCAAAGGAAAAAUUUGCACCCUCUUCCCUGCUCCACUUGGCAGAUUACUGUGUUUGCAUGCAUCAGGCAUUUAAGAAAACGUGUUUGUAGCUGUCAGGACUUUUCCUUGCUGUUGUAGAAGACUGUAGUGCUGCCCUUGCAGGGAGCUCUGGGUGGGCAGGAAGGUGUAGAAACAUAAGUCUCUCCUCAAAUCCGCUGGGCUUGUUUGCACAGAUGGAAGAAUUUGCCCGUGCAACACCCUUGGGACCACUGUGGGUGACCUUAGGUAUCACAGGUCACCUCAUGAAUGGGUAAGGCUGUUGCAUCUGUUUCCCUAUGCACCUCUCCUGCUGCAAAUGACGUAUGGUAGAGCCAGACCCAAGCUUGGUGGAGGGUGUGCUGCUCCUUUCUAUUGCCUUAGAUUACACCCUGGAGACAUCCUUCACAUUUGUGGCUCACUCUGAAUGCUUGAAAGCUGCCAUAUGGUUUAUCCAAGCUAAACUAGAGUCGCUUACAAUGAGGUAGACAGUACAUCUGAUUUAGAUGUUUUUCUAUCAGGAACUGGGUGUGCAUAGGGGAGAAGACAGGAGGAUUUUUUCUCCUGUAAUGAAGACUGGGAGUCUCAUUUCUUGUUUCAUUAGCAACCAAAGACUCAUGAAAUCAGUGGCAUAUUUGUGGGUUCGAGGCAUACGGAACUGAGUCUUUACAGUAAGUACUGUGGAAAGUACAUCUGGUAUAUGAAGAUGGAGGAGGAAGCUCAUACAAUCAUGGCUUAUGCAGUACUCUCCGGUACUUUCUUCCUUUUGAUUUACUCUCCAGGCAAACAAAAGGUCAGUUUUAGUAGCAAAUAAGCCUAUACUAUGUAUGAAAUAUUUUUUUAUAUAAAGGAAUUUGAAAUCUUAUAUAGGAUUUUAUUUGAUGGGUUGUCCUGACUCAAGUCAAACCCAGGAGUUGUAUACUACUCUCACACUUGUUGUCAGUCAAAUAUAUACUGAAUAUACACUGGAUGCCGUAAAAAGCAUGGAGGUAACAUAUGGAAAUUAAAUAGUGGUGUGCUGCACAGGGACCCCUGUUUAACACCGUUAGUCUAUACACUAUUUAAGGCCACAUGUUCUCCUGUUAGCUGUGCCUGCAGAGCAGUGCAGGCAUGCUGCGCAACCCAGGAGGGGCUGCAGUGCGCGCCUGGGUCUCCUGGUCUCAGGCGCUGGUCCCGGCCACCGCCCGCCUCCCUGGGGCCUGCAGAGCUCACCCUCGGAGGUGAGCACAACCCCACAGCCCACGCCUCCAGCUGGAGGAAGGAUAAUAUGAAUAAAGGUAGAUACCUAACUGAGACACUUAGGAUGGCUGAAAAAGUUCAGUACAGUCAGUAUUUCUGAGUCUUUUCUGAGAGGCCACAUGGAAAGAUCCAGCACUGAAAAGAGAAGAGAGUGAUGCAGAUAUUGCAGUCUUUUGAGGUUUUCAAUGAUUUAUUUUCUGAUAUAGGAGAAGGUAUCUUACUACUUUGGGUUUAUUUAUUUUUAUUGUUUCUUUUUAUUGAACUUAAUAACUGGCCAAGUGUCCCUUUUUACUUGCUUGUGUCCAAAGAGCAGGAUAAAUGUUUUCAAAGCAGGAAUAUGCCCCUUCAUGCUCUAGGAAGCGUUUCAGAACAGUAAAAAUAUGCUGUAUAUUUUCUUCUGAUGUAGAGCAAACUGAGCUCAUGCACUUACUUUUGACAGCUGAUGAUGAAAUAAAUCGUUUUUGUUUGUUUGGCAGAAGAAUGUUCUACUUUAUUUGAAGUAAGUUUCCCACUGAGGAAACAGCUACGUGUCUGGUGUUUGCAGGGACACAGCUUACCCGGGUGGUUAGGUGGGUGAGCAGAGGUGUUUGCCCUUCCCCUAACGUGUGCCCUGUGCCAUGCAGUGGGGAGCCCUGCUCCAGGUCGAACAGCAUCUUGCUGCCUCCCAUCCCAACUGCAUCUGCCCUUGGGCUCAAAGCCCUGCUGUAGCACACCUACUUUUGCUGCUGCCUUCAGCAGUCAUGGAUGGUCAGACUUAUAAAGCCUAGCAACAGUAUUAUAAUGACUUUUCUUUCCAUGUAACCUGCAGAAGUGUUUUGUUUUUUUUUUUGGGGGGGGGGGCAUUAAUUGUUGUAGCGAAGGUACAAGCUGAUAAUUACUUAAGUUUAUGGUAAAACACUGAGUAGUAAGGGAACACUUUCUAGCCUCUCCUAGCACACCCCCUUGUAAGGGUCUGUGAGCUGUGACAGCACAGAGUGCCCUAAUAUUCAUCCUGGCCUCUUCCUGAACUGAGAGAAAUACUCCUGCGGCCCCUUGUGGGUCCCUUCUCCC